This is a messenger RNA of Otolemur garnettii (small-eared galago), 1692 nucleotides long. It is a transcript of the gene KRT16, whose product is annotated as keratin 16. Bases 15 to 1541 code for a protein of 508 amino acids. Gene Ontology annotation, molecular function: structural molecule activity. Gene Ontology annotation, cellular component: keratin filament. The transcript is spliced from 8 exons. The record is from RefSeq and is a predicted model, not a curated record. Lineage: Eukaryota; Metazoa; Chordata; Mammalia; Primates; Galagidae.
CCCGCCUUCCCCAGAUGCAUAUAAAGGCUCCUGGGUGUGAGGCAGCCACACUCUCAGUCUCCUCGGCCAGCACCUUUCUCUUCUCUCUGCCAAUUUGCUCACUCCCUCACCUCCUCAGCACCAUGACCACUUGCAGCCGCCAGUUCACCUCCUCCAGCUCCAUGAAGGGCUCCUGUGGCAUCGGCGGUGGUUCCAGCCGCAUCUCCUCUGUCCUGGCUGGAGGGUCCUGCCGGGCCCCCAGUGCCUAUGGGGGCCUGUCUGUCUCCACCUCUCGCUUCUCCUCUGGGGGAGCCUGCGGGCUGGGGGGCGGUUAUGGCGGUGGCUUCAGCAGCGGCAGCAGCUUUGGUGGGGGCCUAGGUAGCGGCUUUGGUGGAGGAUUUGGUGGUGGCCUUGGUGGUGGCUUCGAUGCUGGCUUUGGUGGUGGCUUUGGCGGUGGUGACGGGCUCCUGACGGGCAAUGAGAAGGUGACCAUGCAGAACCUGAAUGACCGCCUGGCCUCCUACCUGGACAAGGUGCGCGCCUUGGAGGAGGCCAACGCCGACCUGGAGGUGAAGAUCCGUGACUGGUACCAGAGGCAGCGGCCCGCUGAAAGCAAAGACUACAGCCCCUACUUCAAGACCAUCGAUGACCUGAGGAACAAGAUCAUGGCAGCCACUACUGAGAACGCACAGUCCAUUCUGCAGAUCGAUAAUGCCAGGCUGGCAGCCGAUGACUUCAAGAACAAGUAUGAGCAUGAGCUGACCCUGCGCCAGAGCGUGGAGAGUGACAUUAAUGGUCUGCGUCGGGUGCUGGACGAGCUGACGCUGUCCAGGACUGACCUGGAGAUACAGGUCGAAAGCCUGAGGGAGGAGCUGGCCUACCUGAAGAAGAACCAUGAGGAGGAGAUGAACUCCCUGAGAGGCCAUGUGGGCGGAGAUGUCAACGUGGAGAUGGAUGCAGCGCCCGGUGUGGACCUGAGCCGCAUCCUGAAUGAGAUGCGCGACCAGUAUGAGAAGAUGGCAGAGAAGAACCGCAAGGACGCCGAGGACUGGUUCUUCAGCAAGACAGAGGAGCUGAACCGUGAGGUGGCCACCAACAGCGAGCUGGUGCAGAGUGGCAAGAGCGAGAUCUCUGAGCUCCCGCGCACAAUGCAGAGCCUGGAGAUUGAGCUGCAGUCCCAGCUCAGCAUGAAAGCAUCCCUGGAGAACAGCCUGGAGGAAACCAAAGGCCGCUACUGCAUGCAGCUGUCCCAGAUCCAGGGGCUGAUUGGCAGUGUGGAGGAGCAGCUGGCUCAGCUGCGCUGUGAGAUGGAGCAGCAGAACCAGGAGUACAAGAUCCUGCUGGACGUGAAGACACGACUGGAGCAGGAGAUCGCCACAUACCGUCGCCUGCUGGAGGGCGAGGAUGCCCACCUCUCCUCCCAGCACACAUCUGGCCAGUCACAUUCUUCCCGAGAGGUGUUCACCUCGUCGUCCUCCUCCUCUCCCAGCCGCCAGACCAGGCCCAUCCUCAAGGAGCAGGGCUCGUCCAGCUUCAGCCAAGACCAGAGCUCCAAGUACUGAGCUGCCUCUUCCAGAGUCUCCUGCCCUCCCUCCGGCCUCCCCUCCUGAAGGCCUGGGUCAGGACCUUACUCUCCCAGCGCAGUUCCCAGCUGUCUCCCCUCCCUCUCCGCUGGUCGUGGGCUAAUAAAGCUGACUUUCUGGUUGAUGCAAA